Messenger RNA from Dissoconium aciculare CBS 342.82, 3351 nucleotides. RefSeq lists its product as uncharacterized. The coding region runs from base 1 to 3351 and encodes 1116 amino acids. Lineage: Eukaryota; Fungi; Ascomycota; Dothideomycetes; Mycosphaerellales; Dissoconiaceae. The transcript has 2 exons. Gene Ontology annotation, molecular function: protein binding. The record is from RefSeq and is a predicted model, not a curated record.
AUGCCAGAGCAGAGCAACAGUCAAACAUCGGCGCCGCCGCACCAACGUAGCGAGUCAGAAGACUAUGCCGACGAAUUGCGCGAUGUCCCCACUGAAAUCGUUUCUUCAAACGCUCCGAAUAUCGCAGCCGUACAGGAUUUCAGCAACGGACAGACACGCAACAAUGGCGAUGUCAGCUUUGGUGCGAGCAGUCCCAUCAAUCCCACUGAAGAUCCAAGCACCGCACGGCGCUCCUCUGCAACCGGAGGCGCAUCUGGCGUUCAGCGUCGCUCGUCAACAUACUCGCUGCUGAGCGUCCAAGCAAACCCCACGGGCUUGGGAUCAACGGAUCAUGUGCGAUAUAGCUGGCAAUCCGUCGAAGACAGCGAACCGAGUCGGCCGCGGAUCCACGUCAUCAAACUAUUCUCAAACACUGUAACUGCUUCAGCUGGCUUUCCUCAGGGCGAGGCAUUUGGUUUCGCAAUGUCACCUUCAGGUCGCCGCAUUGCCGCAUACAACAGUGCUCGACUCUACAUCCUCCAGACAGCCGCCCUGCCGGUGGGCAUCAGCCAAGAUUACGCCCUCAAGAGACGGCCCCUGGCGGUUGAAAUCACAGACGAGACUUCCACCAUUGCCAUCCUAGCAGACGACCAUACAGUAAACAUAUACACGGCAGGCGCCCAGGGACUACGCCGAACCCGUACCAUCACACUCGAUUAUCCUUCGAACUGCAUCGCGCUGGCCCCGGCUGGCGGACUGCUCGCCGUAGCAUAUGAGGGCGGCGUGGAGAUCUUUUCGCUGGAUCCCAAUGCUCUACCCACCGAUCGCCGGGCCGUGCGUUCGACGCGAAUGGAUCGCCUGUCGUUCUCCGAGGAUGGAGCAAGUCUGCUAGGAACGACGACCAGGAUCAAUGUUUCGUCGACGGUGGUUGUGAAUGUGCCCAUCUUCCCGGCAGCGCCCAACGGUGUGCCGACUGCUGACGAAUUAAAAGAAGCAUGGUGUUCCGAAUUGCUCCACCCCGAGAACGUCCGGAAUAGCAGCCACGCGACUUUCCUACGCGAGGGUGGGACUACAUGCAACGAGCGACUUUUCGCCUGGAAUGGCGUCGUCGACACGUUCGGCAUCCUAAGCGUCAACAACCUCGAAUAUGGCAAUAUUGAUUUUCCAGUCGUCAUCUCCCCGCCACUAUCGACUUGCGGUGGGCUAGGUGCCGCGAUGAACAGCUGUCCUGCAGUCGACGAGGAUGGUGACACUGUUGCGAUGAUUGUCAACGACCGGACGGUACGACUGUAUAUCGUGCCACCCAAGGGGACGCCGGCUGCGGCUAAUAUCGAGGCCCACAGCAUCGAUCACGAGCUCGACGCAGGUUAUGGAUGCCCCUUUGCCGAUGUCAAAUGGGUGUACAAUCCUGUCUCAGCAGAAGGGUCUCUGCAAAGUCAGACCAGGAUCAAAGGACGACUACUCGUCACCAGCCCUGGAGGCAUCGUCGAGAACGGAAUGUCCGCUGAAGAGACCUUUGAGGACAUUGAAGGCGGUCGCAUCAUUCUCUUCGAUUUCGAUCCUCAAUUUGCCGGCCAGCCAGGAAAAACUUUCAACCUCACCCUCGGAAAGGGCACGCCGCAACUGCUCGACGAGGAGCCCGUGAGUGUAGCGGACCAAGUCGCAUUGGUGCGUCGACGAACCGUCAAUCAAAGCCGCAAGGGCAAUCUGAGCUCCAAGCCUGUAGCACUGGGUCGAUCUGCAACAACAUUGGGAAGUCGGCGACUAUCGCGACAAGACACGUCAGGUGAAGGCACUGACCGACAUUCUAUGAUCCACCGAUCAAGCAUGCUCUCCACCGGCAGCAUACAACCGGAACGUCGCCUCAGCCUUGUGGAUGUGGCGGAGGGCGAGGAGUUGCCUCUUGCUGUCGACGAACCAUAUGCUCAAUCUGCUCCUCGAUCUCACGUGUCUCUACAGCGAGCCGCGACCAACGCGCAGCGUCAUCGUUUCCAAGCUCUCGAAGAGCGGCAACAAGAGCACGUGACUGCGGACAGCACCGGUGGCUACCUCACCUUGCCUGAGUACACUGAAGAACCCAACGCGCCCCUCCCCAGUCGAUUCCGAGCCAUGGCAGGUCUCGAUCCGCCAGCAAUGUUCGACCCUCGUACUGCGGCAAUCGCCACGGUUCCAAGUGCGGACGCUGCAUCUCCCGCACCUUUAUCCCACGCUUCGGGUGCCGUGGACAUGGAUGCCAGCCUCGCCGAGGAUGCGGAGACGACGUUUGCUGACAUGGUCCGCACUAUGCCCUCGAGCGCCGCGGUCAAUACUGAACCACCGCCCUCGGCGACAUCGCAAAGUUUCGACUCACGAGCUAUGUCAGAGGAGACGCAGCGAUCCAGUUCUCGACAGCAUCUCCCUGUUGGCCCAUCCGGCAGCGGUCAAGAACCUGUCCUGUCGAAUCUGCCUCGCAGUCUCGCACGAGCAUAUGCCAACGCGCCGGUGGUAGAUCCUAUGCAUGCUGGGAAUGGCAUCACCUCGGCGGACUGGGACUCCGUCAGCCCCAUACAGGCACGCAGCACUUCACGCUCACAGUUCAGAAACCCGCAAAUCGACGAUCGCCGCCGGGAUGUCAUCUCGCCAAUGCAGUCCAGUCCGCAAUCGAGUCCGGUCGGUCCAGGACCCAGCAUUGCCUUCUGGCCUGAAACCGGAGGGAUCCCUCCAGGCUUUGGAAACUACGACAACGACAGUAGCAGCAAUGGCGCCUCCAUGCGCCGUCUCCCUCCCCACAUGCAAUCCUUCCGCCGCGCCGCCGCAGCCGCCGCCGCCAUCCAAGAUGCGAACGCACCCGGUGCGCCCCAAUCGCGCUACGAUCCCUCUUCCUCCCGCAUUCCCGCCCAACAACCACCCCCCCAAACCGCCCCCGCAAGUACCGCCACCCACCCCGUCACCGCCUGGCAUCCUCCCGCCCCGUCUGCGCCCAAGCCAUCCGCUCCCACCGGCAAACGCACCAAAUCCCGCCGCGCCAUCGUCUCGUCGUCUGGUGCCCCGCACGACUUGCCGCACCACCAUCACCGCCGGCACAGCAGCGGCGGCGGUGGCGGCGGCGGAGAACAGCAACCCGACCGCCACAACAUCAACGGCUCCGCCGCAUCGCCAACCGCCCCGCGCUCCUCCAAACGCACAGGCAUGUUCCGCCGGAACAAAACCACCCCCGACCUGCGGACAUUGACAUCGACCUCGACCAGCCGCCUGCCGAACAGCAGCAGCGGCCGCCGACGCGACGACGACGAUUACGACGACGACGGCAACAACUCGAUGAUGGAGACGCGGAGCACGGUCACCUGGCUUGCGAAACGCGACCGGAUGGGGGAGAAAUGUGCGCUUAUGUGA